Messenger RNA from Sitodiplosis mosellana (orange wheat blossom midge), 4058 nucleotides. RefSeq lists its product as uncharacterized. The coding region runs from base 1940 to 2467 and encodes 175 amino acids. The record is from RefSeq and is a predicted model, not a curated record. The transcript is spliced from 2 exons. Lineage: Eukaryota; Metazoa; Arthropoda; Insecta; Diptera; Cecidomyiidae.
AGUACAUAAUUUGGAGUAUAGCCGUCAACAUUUUCAUUUGGUAUACGGUGUAAUCGUCGAAAAGUCGACUAUUGAACGAACAACCCAUUUCUAUCUUGGAUAUGAGAAUAUUUUUUUUCGGUUUUCGAUUCUCGAUUCAAGCUAGUGUGAUUUUCAGAUGACUCUGUUUGUAUUUAUUUCGUGGUGAAAUAUAAAGAGCCGAUUUUUGCAAAUCGAAACAGACGAUAAAGCGCUAAGUCGCCGAAAAGUUCAUUGACCGCAUUUUUUUGCGCUCUCGAUCGUAACGUUAUUUAUAAAAGAAACAAAAACAUUAACGGAUCGGAAAAGCUCGUAUGAACACGAUGAAAAGUCAUGUGCGUAUUUACAUAGUGAAAACAAAGUGUUGAGAAUAUUUGAAUAUUUGUAGAAAAUAAAAGAAAAAUUGUUCACGAAUGAAAUGCAACGCGUUUUGGGCUGAAAUUUAUUUGUGAUGUGUAACGUAUACGUCAGUUGAAUUUACUUAAUCGAAUUAAAACACUUUGGUAGAACGAUAUAUCGGCGGCCUCAUUGUUUUAUAUACCAACCAUCAUCGGUGGUGGUCGGUUUGGUCGCUCGGUCGCUCGCUCGCUCCCUCGCAUACAACGAUAACAACGACGACGAGUACAAUGAUGAUGACGACUACGGGCCACAUACACUCUUAACUGAACAAUCGAUAUUCAAUCAAAACAAACAUCGAUUAAUGCUAUAAUUUUUCAGAUUUGAUAAAUCAAUACGAACUGUCUACCAAACAAAAAACGCGAUAGCACACGAAUCCGUCGCCAUACAUACUUACGUACAGCAAGCAGUUGAGUGUUAGAGUUCAGAAAGGUUCGUUUUUCUGUUGUUUGCCUAGUACAAAAGCAAACAUUACUGACGACGAAAACAAGGACCGUAUUCAAAAAGAAGAGGAAAUUCGGAAGAGCCGACGAUCAAUGUGCCGAAAGGACGGCACACAUUGUGCAAUCCUUUUCAACAACCCAACGAUAUCGCUAGCGUUCAUGAGGAUUCGACGAGCUCACUGAUAAAACAUUUGUUCCAGGCGGGCGGAAAAAAUUCGUUUGCCAAGCAUUUUGCGUCAUUUGACACGACAAAUCAGAUAAAUCAAGCAAACACCAAUUUCAAAUUAUACGAAUCGGUUGGGUAUCGGCCAUCCGUGGCAGCAACGUUACAACGGCACAGGGCGCAAACGUGUCGACGAAGAAGUCAAAAGCAAACGUGUACAACGAAUCAGUCACACGUUGAAAUUCGAACAAGUAACGCGACAACGAAAACACCAGCAGCACCUAAUUGUAAUUAUAGGCAACGGAGGAGGAAAACCUAUAGCAGCACCAAUGACGGCAUAAACAACAAUAUCAACAACAUAAAUAGCCAAACUGAAUGGUACAUUGAAUUGGCUUCGAAUUGCUUUAGAAAUGGUUUCGAAUUGCAUGUAAAUCACCUCGACGAGUGUUCAAAGCAUCCGAGUGUACUUCAAAGGAAACCUGCACAAGCAGCAUUUUUGCGACUACCGUCAUCGUUGUUUCGAUCGCCAUCGGUGUCGUCACCAACAACACCAUCGCCAUUGCCAUCGCCGCCACCAAUUGAAUUGUGUGACAGUGCAGUCAGUUUGGUAGCAGACCUUGUUGCGUGCUCAUCGUCAAAAUCAAUUACAGUCGCUUCUUCGCAUUGCGAUAAAUCCCAUUGCUCACGUUAUUCAUUUAGUGAUCAAAUAAAGAGUCAUUGUCGCCCACAUCAAUUAAAUACGGGCGAAAAUAAUCGAAUUUAUUGCAAAGAACAUUCAACAUCGACCAACAAUCCAUCACAGCAUAACAACAAUCCAAUUGAUGGUGUGCAUAAAAGAUUGCCAAUAAUUGAUACUACACCAAUUGCUCGACAACCGACUGUAACGGAACAAUUUAACGUAUUGAAUGCUAAAAAUAAUAUGAACUCAGUUGCGGUUGACACAGCAAACAAUUUACAACAAAACCUUCAGGCAAUUCAAUACAAUUAUCAGAAUAACAAUUUAACAUUUUACCGAGAAUAUCAAGCGAGUAGUGGCGGUGGACAGGAGCCGCGAACAAUUGCCCACAACAAUAAUAAUUAUCAGCAGCAACAGCAGCCGCAUUGGGUGGACAAUAGCAAUCCGAAUUCGAUAUCAUUGACGGACCAACAUCGCAUUGAUUGCUAUCAUAAGGGAAUUGAGGUGAGGUCAACAUUACCAACGGCAACAAACGAAAAUCCAAGCAAAGCUGUGAACGAUCUAAUUGUAGCGUUCAACAGUUCGUUUGACAUAUCCGAAGCGAAUCAACAUCAACUUCCGCAAAUAAUUUUAAGUGAUUUCUCCAGCGAUCAACCAACACCGCCAACGACACCACUCUUUUCUACCGUACAAACUUCGGCUCGAACUUUAUCCGAGCAUCCACCACAGCUACAGGAAUUUCAACUCUAUCGAAGUAACACGACUAUUUAAUGCAUGCAUUCGGCUGUCAUUUUUUUCUUCUGUGGGUGUGUGUGUGCUGUGCUACUAAUUUAAUAAUUGAGCGACUUUUUGAAAGUGAUUUAAAGUGAAUGUGCCACGAAACGGUUAUGCAUGGUGUAUUGGCUGACAGUGCGCGGUAAAUUGCGAAAACGAACAAGUUCAAAGGCGAAACCAUUUAACAGGGUUUCAAGUGAACAUUCAAGGCCAUUGGCACCAAUCAUCAAAUCAAUUAGUGUAUUAUGAAUACAGUACAGUGCAAGUAUUUGCGCUAUUCAUUCGGUUAAAAUAUUGCACACGAGAAGAAAAAAAAAAACAAGGAAAGAAGAAGCAAAAGAGGAAAUACGCGGAAAAUUGCUCGAAAAUAACAAAUUGUGAAAUCAAUGAAGCAAACCAAGCUCUCCUUCAUAAUCGAAACUAAAUAACAAACAAAUUAAAUGCCCAUUGGCUGAUAAAACUGUGUGUUGAUUUCUCAUUUUAAUAAGAACAACAAAAUCUGUAUACAAUACAAUCGAAGCUUCGUUCAUUCCUCUGUUCGGUUCUGCGCGUUUUUUUCUCUGUUUUGUUUCGUAUACAUUUCAGCUCUACUAUUUUGUGCAUGUUGUUUUGUUUUUUAUAUUUUGUCAACGCCGCCGCCGCCGUCGUCGUCGUCGAAGUCGUCGUUUGACUGUAUGUUGUUUUUUCGUCUACUCGUUUGUCGUACAUGGACGCGCACACGACACUGACAAUAAAUAUAUUUAUUUUUUUCAAAAAACAAUCUAUUAUUUAGUAUAAAUUUAAGCGCCAUCCAUGUGAGUGCGCAUUUUAUUACCGCUGUUGUUAUAUGCCUUUCAACGUUCAACGAACAAGACCAGUUUUUUUUCUGUGUUUUAUUCUAUUGCGAUGAUUUUUCGCAUGUGACAAAAGAACAAAUUUCAAGAGACACAAAAAACGGGCUGAUUAAACUAUAGCUUGCAGUUGCUUGUGUUAAUUUGUGCGAAACGAUAUCAAUUUAUUCGUGAAAUUGUCUUGUGCAAACCUCAAACGAAAAGAAAAAAACUGAAGAAUCGACAAAUUGUAUCGCGUGUUUUAUGUGCUCGUCAAUUAAAUUCCAUUAAAAAAAUAAUAAUUUAUAUGUAUCGCCGCUAAGUGAACACGAAAGAGAAGAACAUUAAAAAAAAAGAAUCCAUAUACAUAUAUAAAGAGACCAUUCAAAUGAUAUGCGCACUAUUGAUUGGCAUUGCGAAUAUUGACGACAUCGAACUUCUGGCGGGUUUUCCCAAUUUGAAUUUCAAAUGAUUUUUUUCGGUGAAUGCCUAAAGAAUUUCAAUCGUUUCCGCUGUUCUUUUCGCUGUGUUUUCAACAGAGAAUAGAAAAAGACAAGAUCAACUGUUUGUACAUGAGAAAAGAAUAAAAAAAAAACGCAAAAAUAUUUCGAAACGAGAACAUAAUCGGGGAGAGAAAAAAAAGCGUCAACGAAGCGUCUGCGAUUCACGAGAGCUGAUCAUUUCGUGUUAUCAAUUUGUGUGAACGAUAGUGUUUUUUUUAUUCGUGUUACCCAUCAGUUUCGAAUUUGAAUUGAAAGCGUCGAAAACAAUAAUAAUAA